This is a messenger RNA of Daphnia magna, 6216 nucleotides long. Its product is annotated as mucin-5AC. The record is from RefSeq and is a predicted model, not a curated record. Lineage: Eukaryota; Metazoa; Arthropoda; Branchiopoda; Diplostraca; Daphniidae. The transcript is spliced from 9 exons. Bases 1131 to 5459 code for a protein of 1442 amino acids.
GGGCGACGGGAAAAAAUAAAAAUGCGCUUGUUCGAGUUAAAAGCAAAGCACGACAACGUUGCUCUUCCAUUCUUUCUCGCCAUAGCUUACUUGAUGCUAAAAGCCUGGACGUUGGGCGUUCAAAAGUGUAUAACUACAGUGGCAAUAGUCGGUGCCCUGCUUCGGGAUGACGGCCAGCGCCACUAUCGACUAAAAUUGGAACUUCACGGUGGAACUUCAAGUCUCUCACCUUCAUGGUUGACCGAUUCCAUCAGCGUUUUUUUAAUUUUAUUUACGUGGCAGCUAUUUCGAUACAAGGUAGUGGUUGACAAACUCCAGACCUUAAUAAAUUUGUGAGAGUACGUUUUGAUAUCAACACUGAUGUAUCCCUCCUCAAGACAUUUGACCAAAAGAGGACAAUUUCUUUUAAGCCACAAUUUAGAUGGAAAUUCGUAUUUUUUUUUACUGCAAGCUAGCUGUGGCACCUAGUUUCAAGUUUUGCUUAGCCAAAUUCAAGGUACUUCCUAAGUUCUACAUAAAAUAUGCUUUACUAAUGAUAAAUUUUUUUAACUACACUAAAUGUCGGCGGCAAAGUUCAAAAGAAACUGCAUGCAUGCAAAAGUAACAGCUUUCAUUUUCUUAUCGCUAGAUGACGCGGGUGUCAUAAUUUAGGAGGCAGGGGUUGCUUCGUUUUUAAGAACAGGCAAAACUGGGAACGUUCAGGCUUUAGGUAUCAAGUGGGCUAUGUUCCUCACUCAUUCCUUUUUUCGUGUUUUACUUGGGCUUUGUGUUGCUUGCGACUCCGAAGAAUUCCUCGUUCACCAAGAAACACAGGACGAGCGUUUUUCCUUUAUAUUGGGAUUGAAAAGUGUUUUCAUGGUUACGAAAUUGAUUCCGUUUAUUUCUUACGUGUACCUCAUUACUAUCUGAAGAAUUCUUCAUGUUUGUGGAUUCGUCGAGGCGUGGGGUCUUGGAGGGUUAAGUGACAGUGACAAUCCCCAUCGUGUUCUUGUGUUACGUAUAUGAAAAACUAGGAACCGAGCAUUAUGAAAUGAACUACAGCGAUAGCUCGUACAGUGCAACCCAUUUCAUGCAAUGCUUUUUGAUUUUAAAGAAGACUAUAGAAGAGAACAUGUGCUAUCUUGAUUGGAAUGGCCAGCAACGACCAACAAUGGGCCAUUACUAGUCGGGCAAAACAACAAAUCCGGCAAACUAAGAGAAGAGAAAGAGCACAGCGUAUGCACAUGCAGGCCCAGCAGAAGGAAUGUGUUGAUUCAACUCAAGGAUCACAUGGUGGCAUCCAUUCCAAUUCACACAGUGUUGGUGGUUUCUCAUCACGGGUUCCAGCCUUUUCUAGCCCAUUGUGCCAUGAGAGUAAUGAGGAGGAAGAUAGUGAAACAUCCCAUAGUGAAGACAAUCAAAAGCCUUUAAAACCAACCAAAAACAAGAGUAGCAGUGGUACCAAGUCUGUUGAACCUUUGUAUGAGGAAGAUGUAAUAGAUGGAUUUGCCAUUAUUAGCUUCUCAACAUAUGAAGAUUUGGAGGAUGCAGUGAGGAUUACAGACAAAACAUCUUGUCUGCCAGAUCCUUUGGUACCUUUGGAUACCAAAGAUAGAAAUCGUUCCAGUCCGGGACAGCGUAGUAAAAAAUCUACCAUUAGAAGUAAUGGAGCCAUUAAAGCCCGUUGCGUUCUCGACAUCACUUCUCAGCCCUCCGUCAGUCACACCAACGGUCCUCCUACUGAAACCAAUAGUGUUGGCGUUAAACCGGAAGCGGCGAUCGACUCGGGAUCUCGGGAUUCCCGGGCCACUUCCAUUGAUAGGUUCAGCGAUGUCAGCAGACACAGCAACUCUUCGAGAGGCUACCUUUGUGAUAGUGAAAGUGAGGAACUUGAGAAAGCCAACAACCACCAGGAAUUAAGAGGUCUCAGUCCUGCUGGUGGUAAUCGGCCAACCGAAUUCGUAGCACCUGUUAAGCGUUCUUUCAGUCCAGGCCAUGCCAGUCUGGCAAACAAUAGCCACAGCACCAGCAGUAACGCGAGUAGUAGCAAUUCUAGUACUCCAGCAGGAGAAAACUGCAACAAUUUACGUUGGGUUGGUCUUUCUGGAAGUCCCCGUCCAGCCACUGCCGUUGCUCCUCUUGGCCAUCUCCAGAAUGGGCCACGAUUAUCUGACUGCCAACCAACGGAAGGAGGGGCUGGUCCAAGUCCGGACGGACCUCCAGCAGCACCUUCGCCUCGGUUACCGCUACAUCCUCCAGUUGCUGGAUCUCCACUAAACACAUUUCAACACACCUCCAGCCCAUCGAUAAACCCGCUUCCUGUUUUAAGAAGCGGCUUUAAUUCUCACCCCAUCCCACAAUUUACAGCUCCUUCAACCUGUCCUCCUCUCUCCUACGUUGCUCCACCGUUCUACACGUCGGCUCAGUCGAUGACCACCGGCCCUAAGCCACCAUCACCUGUCCCCCGUACCUCUACCGCAGAUAGCAGUAGAAUAGGUGAGAGUCAAAGACAACAGCAGUCACAGCAGCAGCAGCUACCACCGACGGCCCCGCCAGUGUUGUCUCAAAAGUUACCGCAAUUACCGCCACCUCCCAUCCCUUAUGUGAAGCCGCCCAGUCCUUUUCAUCCCAACAACUCUACGGGCAUCCGGCCGGUCUUUUCUUCAGCGCCUUCCGUUGUCCCGUCAACGUCUAGCCUGCCCUCUUCUGCACCUCCUUCUGUGUUCAGCACCAGCUCAUCUUACCCCUUCUUCCCUCCAAUGUCGAUGGUUCGGACGACAUCGAAUCACAGCAGCCAUUCAACAACUUCAAGCGGAUUUCCAGCUCCUUUUCUGGCCCCGUCGCCGCCUACCGUCGCCGCCCCGCCAACUCAGCCAAAGCACACUUCUCUAGGUGCUCCCACUGUGGCAUUGAGUGAUCCAUCGUUUUUGAUGGCAAGACUUCCGUUUUCUACGGCUUCAUUCGCGCCCAUAAGUUCAGCUAAACCAGUAACGUCAGCCGCAGAAACUGCACCCGUUUCUUCACGACCUAGCAGCCGAACAUCGUCAUCGUUGUUCAACCAUGAACCCAAUAGAACAGGCAGCUUGCCAUUUCCCGGGCACUCUUCUUCGACGAGGUCACCUAGUCUACCUCCACCACUUGCACCGUCGACCUUUCCCAUCCCAGUAUCUUCUACGUGGCCUCGUCCGCCGCAUCCUGAGUCAUCAAGACAAUACAGCCCUAGCCCCAAUCCUGGGUCGAAACGUUCGUCACCUACCGUCCGCACUUCCGGCAGACAGAGUCCUGGAAAAGAUGCGUUGCCUAUGGUGGCUGGAAGAGCUCCGGGUCCUUCUUCCAUUUCGCAAAUGAGCACCGAAUCAUACAUGAUUCGACGUGAACUGGACUCGAGAUUCCUCAAUUCGACACCCAACUUGGGAACGCUUCUUCCACCUCCACCUCUUUCUGCCACAUCAGGUCCGAACAAACUAAUGGAUCCUUCCUCGUUGUACAGCCCGAUGAUGCCUCCCAUGGUUCAUGGUCUACCGGGUUUAAAUCCAUCUCCGUAUCCUCCUCAUUCUGUUGGAUAUGGUGUGAAUUCGGUUCCGUCAUCUGUCAUGAGCGUCAGCUCCGCGAUGGUGCAACAACAAAACGCUGGAGGACUUCUCAGCAAUCUUGGGGGCAUGUCACUUCCAACCGCCCCACCCAGCUUGUCGCUUCCAUCAAAGAAACCUGGCAAGUGGAAUGCUAUGCAUGUACGAAUAGCCUGGGAGAUACACCAAAAUCAGCAAAGACAGCCGCGUGACCCGCAUUCAGAUCCCAAGAAAAUGAUGAACUUAAACCUGGCGCCUAAGCUGAACCUGGGCAUAUCAGCAGUUCCACCUCCAGGACCAACGUCUCAUUCUCUUCCUCCUCAUCCAACCCAUGCCAAGUCUGCGGGCGGCUUUGAUACCUUGUCCAGCUCGCUCAAUUCGCACAAUUCACCCUUCAGUUAUGCCCACCACAACAUGGCGGGUUUCCUUCCUCGUAUACCUUCCGUCCCUACACCGCCCCCCUCUCAUCACUCGAUGCAACCACCUGGUGGGGUGAGACACAGCCCAGCAACCGACCAGUGGAAUAGAAUGCCACAUUCUUCUUCCUCUUCUUCAAUGGCGGCCCCUUGGCUGGCUCCGUUGAUGAGUUCCGGAUCGAUCUCAUCGAUGAAAUCCGACCCGUCACCAGCAGCCCCUCAUCACAGUGGUUCUUCGAUAUCCAACCAUCAGCUGGCCAAAGAGAGGGAGCGACAGAAGAAGGAAGAACGAGAGCGUGAAAGAGAGCGAGAACGCGAACGGGAACGGGAACGAGAGCGCGAAAGAGAGCGUGAACGGGAGCGAGAACGAGAGCGUGAACGUGAACGGGAACGGGAAAAAGAGAGAGAGAAAGAGAGAGAAAGGAGUGAGAGACAAGAGCGCGAGAAGAAACGGGAAGAGGAAAGGGAGCGGGAAAGAAGAAGACACGCGUCUCGAUCCCCACUUCAUCAACAUUCACGGCCCUCCGCCAAUGGUGGAUCGUCUAAAUCCGAUCAGUCCUCAAAAUCCAAUGCCUCCCAGUCCAUGUCCAGCAACUUACCUACGCUAUCGUAUCAUACCGGGAUGCAGAUGUCCGCCAACAUGCUGGACCGAUCGCGUAUGGGACUACACGCGCCAAUCCAUGGUUACAACCAUGGUUCAUUUGAUCCUUUCAGAGACGUUCUACGUGGAAUGGAUCCAUUACGAGAGAGUAUGGAUCGUGAGUCGCAGUUUUUGAGAAACUUUGGGGCCGCCGCGAAUCAUUUAGGGUUAGCUGGACCGGGAUUGCAUGGAUAUGGGACACCCCCUUCUUCAUACGGAUUGCCUGGACUUCCUCCCGAUCGAUAUAGAGAUGGAUUAUCUAUGCCACCUCACCUUGGCCAUCCUAUGGCUGGAUCGUAUUCCUUAGCUGGGCAACAGAGUGGAGCGUACGGACAGCAAAGUGAUCGCUUUGGACCCCUUCCAGGGAUGGGUGGAGGACCGCCUCUCUAUCCACCCACUUCAACAUCGUAUCCGUUUCCACCUCUUGGUCCUGGCGGUUUGUUAGGUGCUGGACUAGGUGGUGGUAUGGGACCAUUGUCGAUGUUGCCUCAAUCGUUGUUAACUUCCGGCGGUAAACGGACGCCCCCGCCACCAGGACAACCACCGACAUCACUGCCGGGAUCGUCGGCGCUGGCUUCGCUUGGACGUACUCACAUGGGACUAAUGCCUUCCGGCUUAGGUCUGUCACCAUAUCCGAUGCCAUCGCCAUCUCCUCAUAUGAUGAAUCCGCAUCACUUGCUCCCACCACAUCAUGGGUCUUCAAUGAGUGGUGCUCGACCACCAUCCAACAGUACGCCACCUUCCGGAAUUGGCCGACCUUUAAUGGAUUUGACGUCGCCGCAUCCUUCAUCUGGCUUAGCGCCUUUCAAUCCGAUGGAUCCGUAUCCUCGAAAAGAUGACCCCCAGUCGCGGUAGCAAUAGCACAAGUGCAGUGAAUCCUAUAUACAUCAUCAUCAUAAUAUCUCCUUCAAAAAACAAAAAAAAAACUCAAAAACGCUCUCCUUGCGUCUUGCCAUCGCUUCUCUUGUCUCUCCUCUAUUUCUUUAGUGUGAAGGAAUUCCAGUGUUUGAUUCGACGAACGAGUGGCGUAAUGAACCUCAUUUCUUUCGGUGCAAACGUUUUUUCGCUCACCCUUCGUCACACAUGCCAAUCUUCCUGCCCUAUUUCCUCUCAUGCGCGUUAGAUCUGACGACAUAAAAAAGCGACAUGUGUAGACUUGUAAUUUGUAAUAUUUUUUUUUUUUUUUAUUCGUUUUUUUUUUUUUUUUUUUUUUUAGUUUUUUUUUUGUUUUUGCCGUCUUUCUUCCAUUUCUUUCCCAUUAUAUUUUGGAUUCUGUUCGAGGAAAAAAAAACGAAGAAGCAUCUGUCUAUUUUGUAUUGAGAUAUUACGGCAUAUUAGUGGACCUUUGCUGUACAUUUUCGUCCUCUGCCUUGAAUGUAUUUUCUUUUGUUUUUCUCAUAAGGUUCUAUUUAUUUCAGUUUUUUUCUUUUCAGUUCUUUCUUCGAUUUCUUUCUGUACGGCGCGCGCCUCUGUUGUGUCUCGUGUCUCGUAAAAAUUUUCGAUGUAUUGUUGAAUCUUUCCAAACCCUAACCCUCCCACGAAUGAUUUAUGUGACUUGUCGAGCAUUUUGUCUUUAUAUUAUACAAACUAUUAAAGCGAUAUUCAGCACAUA